Messenger RNA from Toxorhynchites rutilus septentrionalis, 2173 nucleotides. RefSeq lists its product as uncharacterized. The coding region runs from base 91 to 2043 and encodes 650 amino acids. NCBI's taxonomy places the organism in Eukaryota, Metazoa, Arthropoda, Insecta, Diptera, Culicidae. The transcript has 6 exons. Gene Ontology annotation, molecular function: protein binding. The record is from RefSeq and is a predicted model, not a curated record.
CUCUCUUUCGACAUUUCUCAUAGUGUUUUCGCCACAUACGGAUAGGUGAAGUAUUUUUCGACGCCAUUUUUAUCUACAAAAGUUGACCAAAUGGAAAUCUACAAGAAAGAUGGAUAUUUUCAAAAAUAUUGCCAGGCUAUGCGAAAAGAUAUCGAUUUGAAUGAGUUCAAUAACUUUGCCCAACUCGCCAAUGAUGCAGAACGCUUCAAAUUUGUAAAUUCCAUCAAACAGAUUGUUACCGAAUUAAAGUUGACACGUGAAUUUAAUGGCAAAAAUCUUGAACGAUCACUACAAUAUAAGAACCUCGGUAAUAAAGCGUUUCAAAAAGAGAAUUGGAAUGAGGCUCUAAUGUUUUAUAACAUGUGUUAUAUGGCUACGCCAGACGUGAAUGAAUCUGAAAAAUCGAUCAUCUUGGCUAACAGAUCAGCGGCUUUGUAUCACUUGGAAAAAUAUGAUCUAUCGCUGAAAGAUAUCAAACGAGCAAUCGAUCUCAAAUAUCCGAAGGAAUUGAUGUACAAACUCAACGAACGUAAGGCACGGUGUUAUCUUGCUAAAAAAGACCACGUUAAGGCAUUGCAAUGCUUCAAAGAAACUCUUCCUGCUCUAGACGACAGCAAGCUUCCGCUGGAGCGUCGUCAGAAACUGGAAAGAGACGCCCAAAUUAUGAUCAAUUUACUUCCGAGGAACAUCGAAUCGGAGAAAAAACUCGCAAAAGCAAGAAAACAUGCCCCAGCAGCAGCUAAGAAACCGGCUAUUCCAGACUUUUACGUAGAUAAGGCGUUGUACUUCGAUUACUCCGCAGACGAGGGACGUUUCGCAAAGACCAACGCGGACAUGAAACCAAACACAAUUCUGUUGUUGGAAAAACCACACGUUUCAACGCUUCUAGAGGAAUACAGUUUGAGUCACUGCAGCAACUGUUUCAAGCGUGUCAACGUUCCGGUUUGUUGUCCGAAAUGUGCGGAUGUGGUCUUUUGUUCUGAAGAGUGCGAGAAAGCCGCGAGCUCCAGCUUCCAUCGCUACGAAUGCGGGUUUUUGCCCAUUUUCUGGAAGUCAGGUGCUUCAAUCACUUGUCAUAUGGCACUACGGAUGAUUACUCAAAAGUCUGAGGAAUAUUUCCUGAAUCUAUGUCAAGAGCUUCAUACGCUGUCAAGUGAGGUUACUGAUAAGCUAGCUAACGAUGACUACAGAAAAGUUUAUAAACUUGUUACGCAUGACGAUGAGCGAUCAGUGGAGGAUUUCUUUCAGCGUACAUUGAUGGCAACUUUAUUGAACGCUUGUCUAACGCUUGGUGGUUUCUACAAAACCAAAGAAGCUGAAAGCUUUAUCGGCGGCCUUCUGCUACACAAUCUUCAGUUGCUCCAGUUCAAUGCCCAUGAGAUCUCCGAACUUCAGCGAGAGGAUGAACGUGAUGUGGGAAAGUCUGUAUUCAUCGGCGGUGGUCUGUAUCCAACAUUGGCACUGUUCAAUCAUUCAUGUGAACCCGGGGUAACACGCUACUACCGGGGUAACUCUGUUUGUGUACGAACCGUCAAAAACAUAUCGGCGGGAACGAUGGUCGCCGAAAAUUAUGGCCAAUUAUUCACUCAAGUAUCCCGCGAAGAACGUCGCAAUACGCUGUUGCAACAGUACAAAUUCAGCUGCAAUUGUCUCGCUUGCUCGGAGAAUUGGCCAAAAUACACUGAUAUGGAUCCGAACGUGUUACGUUUCAAAUGUGACGGCGGCAAGAUAUGUUCCAAUGUUUUGCUUAUCCCGGCAGAAGUCAACGAGUUUAUGAUUCUUUGUACGGAGUGUGGCGAGCAUACGAAUAUCAUGAAAGGACUAAAAUCACUACAGGAUACGGAUAUGUUGUUCAAAUCCGCCACAAAGCAUCAUGCCGCUGGGGAGUACGAAACGGCACUGUUGAAAUAUGUUGAAAUGAUGAACAUUUUGAAUGAGGUACUCGUUCCUCCGUAUCGUGAUUAUCAUUUAUGCCAACAAGGUUUGCGAUCUUGCCUGUUAGAGUUUGGAAAUCGUUAUGUCAGAAUGAUACAGAAAAAGUAGGAUAGUUCACACCAGAACAAAGAUUGAACUAUGAAGAAUAGUUUAUUCUUUUGCAUUGACAUUUUACAUUUUAUUCGUUUUUAUCGAUCAAAACAUCGUUUUUUAGUCAUCUUUUACAACUUGAUUUUCU